UUAUUUUGAUAAAAUGUAACCUUAACUCUACUAAAAUUUAAAUAAAAUCAAAAUAAUUUUUUUAACCAAAUCAAAAGGAAUAAAACUACAAAAAAUAUAUUUAUGGUUUUAUUUUUUUCAAGCGAUAAAGUUAAAAUAAAAAUGAUAAUGUCCCAGUAUAAACUAAAAUUUUCUUUAAAAAUAAAUAAAAUUAUAUUUCUUUUUUUUUUUAUUUCUGCGCAUUGCGCCAAAAAACUCUUAGUAUAAUUGUAUGAUAUACACAAGGGCAAAGCUAGGCGAUAUUAUUAUUACUGGGGUAUAUUUUAGUGAUAAUAUAAAAACAUAAUUAGGAAAAAAUCAUAAAUCAUGAAAUUAGAGGGCAAACUGAAAAAAAAAAGAUUUGGUGUACGGAUGAAUUUGGCAUUAAUUUCUGUAAAACGUUAAAAAUAUUCUUUACAAAAUUAUUUUAUGAAAAAGUAGUGGGUGUAUUUGUACCCAUGGCUAAAAUGAAGCAGCUUCGCUUUUGAAUAUGUUAUAACAAUUAUAUCAAAAAUUAUAAAAAAAUUAAGUAGUAUAUGAAAGUCAGAUAAUCCAUUCAGAAGUGAAAAACAACCACAUUGGUGAUAUCUCAUUAAAUAUCUUAACAUUAAAAAUGAAAAUCGAAAAAAUUGAAAAUAGAAAGGUAAAAUAAUGUUAAGAGAAAGUACAUGUUUUCUAGUUUGAGAAACUGGAAAAUGAGAUUGGAGAUAUUCUUGGUUGAGAAAAAAAAAAAGAAUAGAGAUAUUCUUAUACCUAUGUGGCACUUUAUAAUUUGUUCAUUUUUUCCCUAUGAUUUAUAAUUUAGUUGUUAUAUUGAACUACAAAUAUUUAAUUUAUCUAACAAAUUACCUAGGUGAAUAUCUAAAGCGAUAGACAUGCUUUAUAUGGUAGUAGAGUUUGAUUCGCACAAUCUAAUAUGAUUCCUAAUUGAUUAACCAAAAUUGGUUCACCGGUUUUUGUUUAAACAUUAUGAGAUUAAUGGUCAAAGAACCAUCAUUUCAAAAAAUGUAUUAGAGAUAAUGUUUCACAUCGAACACUGAAAAUUAUCUUAAGUAAUAUAUAUAUAUAUAUAUAUAUAUUUUGAUUUAAUAUAUAUACAACAGUUUCUUAAGUCGGACGGCAUUGGUUUGGACGUUUUGAGGGAUCAUUACAUUUUAGGCUUAUCAAAAUUUCAAACUAGUAUUAUCAAAAGUUGAAUUCGGACAAAUGAACAUACUCUGGAAUGCUCAUUAUAUGAAGAAAACGUAUUCCAUGGACAAUAUUCUAUCAAGAAUUUCCUAGUUAAGAAAAAUUUAAUCAAUGUAUUGAGCCCGUCGUUUAAGAAAUUGGAGAAAUCAGUAAUUACUGUGGGCUAUAAUGCAUGUAUACCUUUGACUUUUAAUUUUUCAUUGAUUUCGAUGUGCAAAGCAACGAUGAAGAUUGAAGACUAAGAAGAGAACAAUGUGCAAAGGACUGUGAGAGUAUUCAGUACGAUGUGAAUGAUCGGUAGAAGUGUAAUUGUAAAAUUUGCUAGAAUUUAUUUUUUUAACUAUUUUGUUGUAUUUGUAAUAGUGGUAAGAAUUAAAUAAAAAUGAAAUAUACUUAUACAUCUAUUUUUUUAAAAAAAUUAACAAAAUAAAAAUGUAAUAAACAGGAUUCAUAGAACGAUUUUUUAUUUUUGGUUGUAGAUUUAAUAACUAAUAUAAAGCAUAGUUGAUAAUUUUAAGUUGUAGAUAAAAAUUAAAGAAAAUGAAUAUAAUAAAGAAGAAAAAUGAAUGGGAACCAGGAGAAAAUGUAAGGAAAGUAGGGGAAUGAAGUCAAAACGGUGGUCCAAAAGGACCAUAUACUAAAUUUCUGAUUUACUUAAAUCAGAAAGUUAAACACGAAACCCUAAGAAAGAUAGAAAAUAGGAAGAAUUAUUAUGCUAUGGUCAAACCUUAGCAGUUGGGCUAUUUUAAUUUUGAUUUAACUUUAAUUAUAAUAUGGUCUAAAUUAACCUAUAGUGAAAAGAGCGAGUAAAGUUUUGGGUGCAGAGGAAACUUAAACUUACUCAUUUGGGUAAAUUCCUACAAGGUAAAUAAGUACUCCUGAGUUUAUUUGAUUAUUUCUGGAAAGAGAUUACUAUUAGGAGUUAGGACCUAAGAAUAGAUAAUUCUUUUCAUGCAAUAUAUAGCCUAUUGUGGAAUUCUUGUACGUUGAUGAUUUGAUAUGCAAUGAUCAUUCUUUAAAGUAUUUAAAUAUAUAUAAGAUAAUAAAAAUGGUCAGGAGUCAAGACUAAUGUAACCAAAGUCAAAUAAAUAUUCGUAUGAUUACCGUUUUUGUAGAUUAUAGAUGGGUAGAUACUUGUCGCUAGGUCAAAAACACAUGUGCUCUCAUUCUUUUAAUAAACAAAAUUAUAAAGGGACAACAUUCCAGCUGAUUAUUUGCGCCUCUAAAUUUCUAAUACAUACAUAAAGAUGUAUAUUUAUUCUUCUUAUUUGCUAUUCUUAAUUGUCUGAAUAUAUAAGUGACCAAAAACUGAAUUUACGAGGUUUAUAUACGAAUCGUCAAAUCAUUACUAUGUCGUGAACUAUUAUAAGGAAAAGAAUUAUAUAAUUGUCGAUUUAUGAGUUUAUUUUUUUAGUGUAGUUUUAAAGAUGUAACAUCAUUUAAAUUGGACAAAGAGAAUAGAUGGAAAAAGAGACAGUCAUGCAGUUUUAAUUUUUAUUAUUUUUGGCUUCAUGCAGAUAUACAUAUAAAUUAGAGAGAGAUAGAUACAUAUGUAUGAUAGUGUGCAUCCAAAUUGGACAAAGAGAAUAGAUGGAAAAAGAGACAGUCAUCUUUUAGAAAGAGCCAAAACCAUAUCAGAAAAAAAAACUCUUUUAAUCCAAACCAUACCCAUGUACAAAUCCUCUCUCUCUUUCUUCCCUCAAAAUUCUUUUUUUCUUGGGUUUAAGGAAAUUUUAGAUCUUGUUCUUGAGGGGUUUUAGGGUUCUUGGGACUAAUUUUUUUUUAGAAAUGGGUAAGCGUGGUGGGAAAAAUGGUAACGAAAACUAUGACGGCGUUGGUUUUAAUGGUCAAGGAGGCAGUGGAGUUAGGUCAUACGUACGGUCUCCGGUGCCUAGACUCAAGUGGACGCCGGAUCUCCACCGUUGUUUUGUUAACGCCGUCGAUAUGCUUGGUGGCCAACAUCGAGCUACUCCAAAGCUUGUUCUUAAGAUGAUGGAUGUAAAGGGACUCACCAUUUCACAUGUCAAGAGCCAUCUUCAGAUGCAUAGAGGUUCUAAACUCACUUUGGGUAAACCAGAGGAAAACUCUUUAUUUUCAAUAAGAAGACAAGACACCGAAGAGGAUUAUCUUCAGGACUACUUGUCUUUACACACAAGGAAUGAUUGUCCUACGGGUUUUCACACCUUUUCUCUUUCUUCACAUUCUUCUCUUAGAAGAGGAAGAAGAAAGGGGCAUACUUCAGAGUCUCGUGGUGGAGAUGAUGUUGAUGACUCUCUUCACAUCAUGAACAUGAAGACGAACGGAACGACGACGUUUCCAUCACAUCAUUUCCACCAGAAUACAGAGAAGGAGACAAACCCUUGGCAUGAACACGAACACGAACAUAAACAUGAACAUGAAGAAGAAGAACUGUCGUUGUCCCUGUCGUUGAAUCAUCAUCAUUUGAGAAGCAACGGAUCAUCAGUGAGCGAAACAAGUGACGCGGUCUCCACAUGUUCAGCACCAUUCGUCAACAAAGAUUGCUUCGGUUCUUCGCCAAAGAUUGAUCUCGACCUUAACCUUUCAAUUUCUCUCCUUGGCAGCUGAGACCACGAAUUAAAUCUUUAUUUAUUAGAUUAGUUGUAGUGAAACAUCAUAAUCUUUUGUUAAACUACUAGGAUUUCUUGUUUUCCAAAGAUUUAAAGUCAGAAUCGACAAAAUUUUGAAAAUAAAUUUUGAAGUUAUGUAUACAUCAAACUGAAACCCAAAAUGUAUAAAACAAUAAUGAAUCCAAACCGAAAAUAAAACAAACAUAGCCAUAACUUACAUCUUAAACAAAACAUGCAAGUUGGAUCCUUUGUCACGGAACAUGAGAGGCUCACUAGUAGUAGUUCUUCACUCACUUUUUUGGGUACUUGGAGAAUUUUUUUCUGAGGAUUGGUAUAGCUACUUAGACAGGUUCGUAAAGGUAGUUAGUUUAACGAUGUAAUAAGUUCUUUCUUUGAAAUAAAAUCGAGUACUUUCAAAAAAAAAAAAAAUCCAUUAUGUUGAUUACACUUAUGUGUAAAACAUUCAUGAGAAAGAUAACAAAAAUGUCUUCUUGUUCGUAGGCCCAAGCCCCCUUUUCUCGCAGUUAUAGAUAUUUUACUGGACCUUGGCAUUUGAUUUUUUUCGAUUUGGUUUCGGGCUUUUGAGUUUUGAGUUUUGAGUUUUGUGGGUGUUCGGUUUUGUGGUUCACGUUGGUAAAAUUUUAUAUUCGUUUAAAAGAUAUUAUAAGAAAGAUUGCAUGAGUAAUAAAUUCUUUUUUUUUAUAACAUCAGAUUAAUAAAUUCUUAUUUAUCAAAAGGGAAAUGAUUAAAAUAUACUCCCUCGGUUCCACAAAUAUAGAUUUUUUUAGUAUUUAAUAUAUUAAGAAAACACAUUAAACUUCUAUAAUAAAUGUAUUAUCUUCUGUAAUUUUGAAUUGGAUUAAACAUUUUUUUUUGCUCUGCUGAAUCGGAUUAAUCAUGAUAAAUACAUUGGUUGGUGGUUUGUGAAAUAUGGUAUGAUUGUUUGUUGAUUUUUACUCAUGUCUGAAUAGAAUUCAAUCGUAGUUUUGUGUUAGGUUAGCUAUUAAAUAGCUGCUUAAGUGGUUUGUGUGAGGUAAUGGUAGGUUUAGGUAAUAAAUUGAUUUAUAGUUGGACUGAAAUGAAUGGUGUUCUGUGUAGAAGGAGGUUGUGUGAUGAAUGCUUUUAGAUAUAUGUCUACUCGGUUAUGGUUGGUUGUGAUCAAUGCGUUGAUCCUUCUCUUCCUUACAUAAACCGCGUCUUUAAUCUCCUACUUUCUCACCUCACUUCUUUUCUUUAUCUCUUCCUUGUUCAAACCGUGUCUCUUCUCUUCCUACUUUCUCACCCUACUUCUUUUCUUUAUCUCUUCCUUGUUCAAACUGUGUGCUUCUCUUCCCUAGUUCAGUUCUUUUUUUCUCUCUUCUUUAAGCUUACUUCGGAUAUGGAUUCUUAUCCAUCUACCCAGAGUUCAAAAUUUGUUGAACUACUUCACAGACAACAAAGCAUUUCGUUCGGUAACUAUGAAAAUAGUGUCUCAUUAUCUUCAUCACAACCUCUGUUUCAACGCACGCUAGGAACCGGAGAUGGAUUAUGUCUACCUAAUUUUUUUGUUUAAUGUGAGAGAGUGAACCAUUGGGAGCACCCGUGAGAGAGAGGUGGUCAUCAAUCACAAGCAGCGACAACAGUUUUGUAUCCUUGUGUCACACGACAGUGAGAGAGUGUGUGUGUUUGGGUCUGUGUGUUCUUGGGUCAGUGCUGUUAGAGUGGAGCAUUGGGUCAGUGUUGUUUGUAUUUGUAUGUGUCUGUUGUAUUCUUGUGUCACGAGAAUGUGUUGUGUCUGUGUGUUCAUGUGUCUAUUGUUUGUAUUUGUAUGUGUCACGGGAAUGUAUGUGUGUUUAGAGUGGAGCAUUGGGACAAUGAAUGUGUGUGUGUGUGUGGGCUCUUGUAUGUAUGUGUCACGAGAAUGUUUGCCGAACUCUUUCACACUUUAUAAAUCUGAUACAACAAUACUUUCUCUAUCUCACAACAUUUCACACUUCUCACCAUUCUCUUUCUCCAUAACAAUUCAUACGUCUAAUACAACAAAACUUUCUCCAUCUCACAACAUUUCACACUUCAAACCAUCCUCUUUCUCUAUUAUUCUCCUCAUCGAAAGCAAUUCAUACGUCUCUCCACAAUAUAUAAUCUGAAACAAGAAUCUGAAACAAACCUCUUAUGGCGUCAUCUUCUCACAACACUUUCGAAGGUAAUAUUGAUGAAACUUUCGAUCAAUAUUUUGAUCAAACUUUCGAUCAAACAUUUGAAAAUUUGUGCAAUGUUGAUGGUGAUCAAGAAGAUGAAAGGAAGACAAGGAAAAAAGGGUUUUUACCGAAAUAAAUCGUGAAGAUGGCCAUCUCCGGUUAUGGAAUGAUUAUUUCAGUGAUGCUGCAACAUAUCCCAAAAAUCUAUUCCGACGACGAUUUAGAAUGAACAAGGCAUUGUUCAUGCAUAUUGUUGAUCGCCUUUCCAAUGAAGUUCUGUUCUUUCGUCAAAAGAAGGACGGUAUCAGAAGGCUUGGUCUCUCUACACUUCAAAAGUGUACAGCAGCUAUAUGUGUGUUGGCAUAUGGUUAUGCGCUUGAUGCUGUCGGCGAAUACCUCAGGCUCGGUGCAACCACUGCUCGGUUAUGUGUGGAAAAUUUUGUGGAAGAAAUCAUAAAUUUGUUCGGCGAUGAGCACCUAAGAAGACCAACACCGGCUGAUAUUCAACGUCUACUUCAUAUUGGAGAGCUUCGUGGAUUUCCCGGGAUGAUAUGAAGCAUCAAUUGUAUGCAUUUGGAGUGGAAGAAUCAUUUUAGAGGCGGUUGCUUCAUAUGAUCUCUGGAUAUAGCAUGCGUUUUUCGGACGUCCAUGUAUCUUAAAUGAUAUCAAUGUUCUUGAUCGCUCACAUGUUUUUGAUGACAUAAUAAAUGGUAAAGCUCGGCAGGUGAAUUUCUCGGUCAACGGAAGAGAGUAUAAUUUGGCCUACUAUCUCACCGAUGGUAUUUAUCCGAAAUGGGCAACUUUUAUCAAAUCUACUCCAAUUCCACAAGAAGCUGUCCGAAAAGAUGGGGAGCGUGCUUUCAGAGUCUUGUAAGCUCGAUUUGCCAUUGUUAAAAAUCCAGCAUUUUCUUAGGAUAAAGUCAUGAUUGGGAAGAUUAUGAGAGCAUGUAUCAUACUCCAUAAUAUGAUUGUAGAAGAGAACGAGAUGAAUGCACUCAAUAUGAUGUUUCGGAUUUUCAACAAGGAGAAGGCAGCAGAAGUUCACAUGUCGAUCUCACCUAUUCGACAUAUAUCCCUACAAAUAUUGCCAAUCAAAUGGUGUUUGAACAAGAAUUCGUGAUAGACAAGCACAUCAACAACUGAAAGGUGAUUUGGUUGAACAUAUAUGGCGUAAAAAUUUGGACGUGAUGAAGACAACAACUGAACUUCGAUGCCUCUUUGAAAUUAUUAUCGUUUGACUUUAUUUUAUUUAAUAAGUAAAUUUAAUUUUUGUUCAAAAUUUUAUGUUUAAAAAUAAUUUUAAUA
Brassica rapa (field mustard) is the source of this 7276-nucleotide messenger RNA. RefSeq names its product putative Myb family transcription factor At1g14600. Lineage: Eukaryota; Viridiplantae; Streptophyta; Magnoliopsida; Brassicales; Brassicaceae. Gene Ontology annotation, molecular function: DNA binding; DNA-binding transcription factor activity. The record is from RefSeq and is a predicted model, not a curated record.